Messenger RNA from Malania oleifera, 2298 nucleotides. RefSeq names its product probable rhamnogalacturonate lyase B. The record is from RefSeq and is a predicted model, not a curated record. Bases 1 to 2298 code for a protein of 765 amino acids. Gene Ontology annotation, molecular function: catalytic activity; carbohydrate binding. Gene Ontology annotation, biological process: carbohydrate metabolic process. Lineage: Eukaryota; Viridiplantae; Streptophyta; Magnoliopsida; Santalales; Ximeniaceae. The transcript is spliced from 16 exons.
AUGGAACAGAGACCUCCAUCUGUAUAUAAGCACCAGAAGAAGAAGAAGAAGAAAGCUACACACACACUGAAACUUUGUCUUCAACUAGGUAAUCAUCCAUCCAUCCAUUCACCAUCCUCCAUUGAAGGCAUUGAAGGGAUGGGGAGGGGGAGGAUGAACUGGGUUUUGCAGCUAUGGUGGAUGGGAAAGGUGGUGGCUCAUCAGUUGUUGUUGGGUUUGGUUCCUGCUUGGUCUCUGCAGGAGAGUACUCCAGCAGCCAGUUGCAGGAGGGUUCAAGAGAACAGCAAUGGCAGAUUGCCUAAUGGAGUCCAGCUGCUCUUACAGCAUCAGAAAGUGGUGAUGGAUAAUGGCCUAGUUCGAGUCAGUUUGUCGGUGCCAGAUGGUUUUGUCACCAGUUUACAGUACAAAGGAUCGGAUAAUUUACUCGAGCCUGGCAAUGACGAAGAUGAUAGAGGGUAUUGGGACAUCGUUGGAUACAACCCUGAAUCUGAAAGCAAAUCAGACAAAAUAAAGGGGACAAGUUUUCAAGUCAUAAAGAAUGACACGAAUCAAAUAGAGCUUUCUUUCUUGAGGACGUGGAAUGCUUCAGCUGGUGGUUCAGGAAUUCCUUUAAACAUUGACAAAAGGUUCAUAAUGCUGGCUGGCCAAACUGGGUUUUACUCGUACGGCAUAUACGAGCGUUUGCAAGGAUGGCCUGACCUGGAUAUUGAUCAAACAAGGAUUGUUUUCAAGCUUAGGCAGUCCAAGUUCCGUUACAUGGCCUUAUCGGAUGAAAGGCAAAGGAUAAUGCCACAAGCUCAAGAUCGCGAAGCUGGGAAGCCCCUUGCCUACCCAGAAGCUGUUCUCUUGUCUAACUCAACUAAUGCAGUCUACAGAGGAGAGGUAGAUGAUAAGUACAUGUACUCCUGCCCAAACAAAGAUAAUCGAGUUCAUGGGUGGAUAUCCUACAACCCAAACAUCGGUUUCUGGAUUAUCACACCAAGCAACGAGUUUCGCACUGCAGGCCCAGUGAAGCAGGACCUCACCUCUCAUGUCGGCCCAACCGCCCUUUCUAUGUUUGUCAGUGUACAUUAUGCUGGCAAGAGUACAGCGUUGCAAUUCAGAAAUGGAGAGCCAUGGAAGAAAGUCUUCGGUCCAGUUUUCAUGCAUCUUAACUCUGCUCCAUCUGACCAAACUCCCAGUUUGCUAUGGAAUGAUGCUAAAGCUCAGAUGCAGAAAGAAACUGAAAGUUGGCCUUAUGAUUUCCCACUUUCAAAAGACUUCCCUUAUGCAGCUGAACGAGGAAAUGUCACGGGUCAAUUACUAGUUUGUGAUCGAUACAUCAAUGAAGAAUGUAUGCCAGGAGGCAACGCUCAAGUGGGUUUAGCUCUACCUGGAGACAUAAGAUCAUGGCAAACAGAAAGCAAGCUAUGUUGUCUUCACAGCUCUUUAAUUCUCUCAACAAAUGUCAGAGGAACCAAUAAUUCUCGACUUAGCCUUGAAAUUAUGUACCUAUGUCUGUGUGUUUGUCCUCAGGGUUAUCAAUUCUGGACCCAGACAGACAAAGACGGGAACUUCUUGAUUAAAGGAGUCCGAAGCGGGAACUACAGCCUGUAUGCUUGGGUCCCCGGCAUCGUAGGAGAUUACAAACACACUACUAGUAUCAUCAUCACCCCAGGAUCAGCAAUCAAUCUGAGUGUUCUUAAAUAUUAUCCCCCAAGACAUGGUCCUACCUUUUGGGAAAUAGGUAUCCCGGACCGAACCGCUGCAGAGUUCUUCAUUCCUGAUCCGGUCCCGUGGCUCAUAAACCAUCUUUACAUCAAACAAGACAAGUUCAGGCAAUAUGGCUUGUGGCAGCAGUAUACAACUCUAUAUCCCAAGAAGGACCUUGUCUACACUGUGGGUGUUAGUGUUUACCGUAAAGAUUGGUUCUAUGCGCACGUUACCAGGAGCCUAGGAAAUGAUGAGUAUCGAGCAACCACAUGGCAGAUCUUAUUUGACCUCCAAAAUGUGUCAAGUUCUGAAACUUAUAUGCUUCAGUUGGCGCUUGCAUCGACUAAUGGUGCUCGAUUGGAAGUUCGAUUCAAUAACCAAACAGCUCAACACCCUCACUUUUCAACAGGGCUAAUUGGCAGGGACAAUGCAAUUGCAAGACACGGGAUUUAUGGGCUGUAUACUUUGCAUAAUGUCAGCAUAUCAGGCUCUCAGCUUAAUAGUGGAAGAAAUACAAUAUUUCUAACACAAUCAAAUGGCGUAGGCCCUUUCCAAGGACUUAUGUAUGACUACCUCCGGUUUGAAGGGCCUCCUAACUCGAAUUGA